AUGCUCUUUGUUAUUGGCGUGGCAGGGCCCUCCGCUGCGGGUAAAUCCUCUGUUGUGGAGCGGAUCGUGUCUGCGAUCGGGUCUCACCAGUGCGCGCUGCUCUGCUUGGACUCGUUCUACCACGGCCUACCGCCGGGUUGCGAUCCGCUAGAGUACGACUUUGAUUCGCCAAAUGCGUUUGACUUUGAGUCCUGCGCUGCGGCGAUCAAGGAGCUGGCGCUGGGCAAGAGCGUGUCCCUUCAGAGCUACGACUACGUGACGCACCAGCGCUGUGGACCGGAGAUCACGCUCCCCAGCGGUACAGAAGUGUUGAUUCUGGAGGGAAUCUUGACGUUUUAUCAUGAGAAAGUCAGAGAGCUGCUGCAUUUAAAGGUUUUCGUCGACGAAGAUGCGGAUGUAUGCUUGUGUCGACGUAUCCAACGUGAUGUUGUUCAGCGCGGUCGAUCAGUCGAGUCCGUUCUUGCCCAGUAUGAGAAGACUGUGAAACCAGCGCUGGACAACUUUAUCAAUCCACAAAAACGACUUGCCGACAUCAUUAUACAACGCGGCGUCGAGAACGUCAUUGCCAUCGACCUGCUGGUGAAACAUAUCGCGGUAAAACUUGAACAGCGUGGACUCAAUCGGUUGUACACAAACCUGCAUGAGAUGCCGCUGACAGGCCAGGUUCGCGCCCUGCAUACGUGCUUCCGCCGUUGUGAUGCUUCCAGGGACCAGUUCAUCUUCUAUGUCGACCGAAUGAUUCGCCUUUUAGUGGAGGAGGCCCUGAACAUGCUGCCGUUUCAAACGAAACGAGUCACGACACCUACAGGUGAGGUUUAUCAGGGGUUUUCGUUCUCAAACAGAAUAGCGGCAAUCAGCGUAAGCCCAGGGGGUGAAGCCAUGGAGCAUGGUGUUCGUGAAGUCAUCCGGGAGGUUCGCAUUGGAAAAGUCGCUGUCGUCGCCAGUGCAGACGGAAAUCGCAUGAUCGAGUUUCACCGCUAUCCACCAGGCGUUGCGCGUCGCAAACUCCUUAUUCUGCUUCCGGUGCUGGACACUGGUGCAACGUUAAACACGGUGCUUACGGAUCUGGCACGCAUCGGGUGUAUGCAAAGUAACAUGAUUGUUCUGUCGCUGAUCGCCAGCCCCGAGGCUAUCGCCGCGGUAUGUGGCAACGGAUGGACGAAUGUACGCCUUGUCGUGAGCGCCGUCGAUCGCGGCGUCAACGAACAGGGAUUGGUGGUACCGGGUAUCGGAUGGUUUGCGGAGCGCUACUUUGGCACAGAACGCUUCGAGUUGUCGGAAUGCUGA
This is a messenger RNA of Cyanidioschyzon merolae strain 10D, 1287 nucleotides long. Its product is annotated as uridine kinase. Gene Ontology annotation, molecular function: ATP binding; kinase activity. The record is from RefSeq and is a predicted model, not a curated record. Gene Ontology annotation, cellular component: cytoplasm. Bases 1 to 1287 code for a protein of 428 amino acids. NCBI's taxonomy places the organism in Eukaryota, Rhodophyta, Bangiophyceae, Cyanidiales, Cyanidiaceae. The transcript has a single exon.